This is a messenger RNA of Micromonas commoda, 609 nucleotides long. RefSeq lists its product with no specific name. The record is from RefSeq and is a predicted model, not a curated record. Lineage: Eukaryota; Viridiplantae; Chlorophyta; Mamiellophyceae; Mamiellales; Mamiellaceae. Bases 107 to 424 code for a protein of 105 amino acids. The transcript has a single exon.
GAGAAAGGGGAGCUUCGGCAGCAGCAGCCAGGCAUAGCGAGCAUGUAUUGCGCCCGCAUGGAUAUCAAAUCGAUAAACAGGUGCCGCAGAAGUGUCGAGAGGGUCCAUGCACCACGUUUCAAAGCAGGGCGCGACUUUACAUGGGCGCGGUAAGCAUGGCGAAGCCGCGCAGGCGCGAUGUCAUGGCAAAGAAAUCAACUCGACGAGUUAUGAACCGUCAAAAGUGCGACGCGCGUUCAUGUUCUUCUUCUGCUCGCCCUCGCGGGGACAGAUUUUCGGCCUGUCGGCUCAUUGGAAACGUUGUGCACAUACCAUGUGUACUGCACACGGCGUUGCGCGGCUCUUCGCGGGAAGGCGCGGCGCUGGGGAGCAACUGAACGCGCCGAGUCGAGCAAAAACACAUCGAAUAAUAAAAAAUGAUUAGCGCAGCGUGGAAUUUGUGCUAAGGCAGGUCCUAGCGGGAACUCGUAAUCAUCAUCUACCCUUGCUUUUAUUUUUAAACGCAAUUUUAAAACUGGUUAUACCUUCGUAAUAAGAGUUCCGAACGAAGGUAUUCUGAAUUUCAUUAGGGUGGGGCACUUUUAUAUCGAUAAGCUUACACCAUAAGAG